This is a messenger RNA of Talpa occidentalis (Iberian mole), 4958 nucleotides long. It is a transcript of the gene STUM, whose product is annotated as stum, mechanosensory transduction mediator homolog. The record is from RefSeq and is a predicted model, not a curated record. The transcript has 3 exons. The coding region runs from base 1 to 402 and encodes 133 amino acids. Lineage: Eukaryota; Metazoa; Chordata; Mammalia; Eulipotyphla; Talpidae.
AUGGAGCCUUCCCACAAAGACGCCGAGACGGCUGUGGCGGCGGCGGACCCCCGGGGUGCGCCCUCGUCCAGCGGGGUGGUGGUGCAGGUCCGCGAGAAGAAGGGCCCCCUGCGCGCCGCCAUCCCCUACAUGCCCUUCCCGGUGGCGGUCAUCUGCCUCUUCCUCAACACUUUCGUGCCGGGACUGGGGACAUUCGUCUCAGCCUUCACUGUGUUGUGUGGAGCCCGCACUGACCUCCCAGACAGGCACGUGUGCUGCGUCUUCUGGCUGAACAUCGCUGCGGCCCUCAUCCAGAUCCUCACGGCCAUCGUCAUGGUGGGCUGGAUCAUGAGCAUCUUCUGGGGCAUGGACAUGGUCAUCCUUGCCAGCUACAAGGAGCAAGGCAUUCCACAACAGCUGUGAGCCUGUGGCAGCCGCCAAAAAGUCCCUGAAGGUUGCACGAGGCAGCGAUGGACACAAGGACCUUUACAUGUUUUCUUCUGCUGUUUUCUGGGUUUGGAGUGGAAAGGGGGGUUUAAAAAAUACUACCAAUUUUGAAAAUGCAUCUUUUUUAUCAGUAGGCUGAGGGCUGCUAGCCUCUCCCCUGGCUCCAGAAAACCCUGUGGGCAUAGGUACCCAGAGCAUCUCCAGUGAAGUGGGGUGGAGACGGGCUGCUGACAGAGGCUGGGAUUCUCCGGCUUGCCCUGCCCCACAUCGGCCCUGCCUUGCAAGGGCACACCAGAGCUGCCAGCGGGGCCUCACCAUGGGGCAGCGCUGUGGUGGACACUUCCUCUGGGGCCCCUGGCCUGCCAGAGUGGUCAUCCAUCAGGGUAGGGAUGUAGAUGGACAGACUCCAGCCCAGUGUUCUCAGCUGCAGGGUGGGGCCUUCCCCAGGGGCGUCUUCUGGCCCCACCCCCAUCACCGCAGCCCCUAUCUUUGUGUGUUUUGAGCUUUGUUUCCCUGGGAAGGAGGCCAGUGGGGCAAAAACUGCUGGACUCUCCAGAUGUCCACAAAGAAACCCAGGUCUGACUGGACACGGGCUGGCAACUUUUCACAUUCGAGAGAACAGUUUCUGCUCCACAGACCUUUGUGUGAAAUCCUUGGGGCCGAUGGGUCUCUGAUUUUCAGACAUUUUGGGUGUUAGGAAGAGAAUGGGAGACAGUCACUAUACAUCCCCUAACAGUCUGACAGGGCUGGGAAUGCUCCCCGGCAUCAGACACAUGACAGUUUCUGUGCAGAAAUGUGAACAGUCAGAUUAAUUGAGAUUUAUAGAAACUUUCAAUAGCCUCACCUAAGUUCAGGUUGGAUUUUGUCACUAUGUAAGUUGUGGGAGCUAAUGCACCAUUUGGAGCUUUCAUGGGGGUUUAGAAUUAUAGGGAAAACAAUUUUGUGGGGUUGUGGACCUGUGUCUUGUAAUAGAUGCAUUAGGAAGAGACUAUUGGGGUUACACAAGGAUUCCUCCCUCUGCAGAGGGAGUAAAAGGCAGCUCUGUAAGUGCUUGAAUUCAAAGGAGGGGGGAGCCACCAGAGGUUGCCCAGGCCACUGUGAUCAAGUAUCCAUCUGAAAUUAAGAGAAAGGGGAUCUGAAGCUAAAGUGACAAAGUGUGGACAUUUACAUGGUGGUCUAUUUUCUGUUUCAGUCUAAUGUAGGGAGCACUAGAAUGUGAGACUGUUCAGGAACCAAGUUCUCACCGGACUGGACUUUGCGCUGUUGGCUUCCCUGCCUGUCAGGGACUCAGAACUCAGCCAAAAGUGGAGGAGUCACAUCUGUGCGGUCAUUUUCUCCAUGCUAGAUGGGACUGGUUGGAGAGCUCACAGUCAGACAGGAUCUGGGCCUGGGGAUCCACAGAGUUGGGAACCCCUCCAGGCACUCACCCACGCCUGGGCUGGGAUUCAGAUGCUGAGGCCCUGCUCCUGGCCUGUCCUACUCUGCCGUCCACCCCUUUUCCUAUCUGGGGUGUGUUUGCACUUUUAGAACAGCUGGCCAUGUCUUUCUCUCUCCCUGUCCUCCCUUCUUCCGGACCCCAACCCAGGCCUCAUGUUUGGAAGCCUCUGUGUUUUCAGGCAUGAGACCAGAUUUGAUUUUGUUCAGAAAGUCAAACCCCUUCUCUGUGUGAAGACAGUGUCUCAGGCUGAGAAGAGAGCAGGCUCCUGAGGAAGCUGCAUCGGAACAGAGCCUCCCCUAGAAUCACAUGAAACAGCUCCAGCUGAGGGCAGUAAAGGCUCAGCCCCCUUCCCACGGCCCACCAACCCACAGCCCUUCACCCCAAACAGCUCCCCAAAUUUGUCUGUUCCCCCCAGUGAUGACAGGCCUCAGGUGGGGGCUGCCCCCAUGAGUGAGAGAGGGGGAUCGUCUUUUCCUGCCUUGGCCUGGGGGUGGCUGCUGAGGGGGUAGAGAAGAGAUAGCAAUUUAUGCCGCAUGUUUAGUGACACAAUCCAGACCCAGGUGGGAUUUUCUUGAGUGACAGGUGUCACCACGAGUCCCAGUGUGGGAUGGCUAAAUACUGGGAUUUGUGUGCCAGAAAGGACCUCUUUGCUCCACAAACCCAUACCGCAGUUCCUCCCCUCACCUGCAGGCUGCUUCUUCAAACUUGAGAAGAGCCAACCUCAGGGAGAAGCCUCUUUCCUACCCAUCCAGGUAACUGAUGCUGAACAAACCAAGAGUACCCCCACCUGUCUUCUGGACAAUUGAAUCUGUGAGGAUUGCCAGCUCAAAAUGGCGACCUCUAAAUUAGACCAACAAAUGGUCUCGGCAGCCCUGUCUUCAUUAGAUAAGAGUCAGUGACUAGUGGAUUCCAGGCGCUCUGAGUAGCUACUCGGGCUGGGAGAUGGCCAGAAUUAAUUUGUUAAACACCAGUCAGCUGGAAAUUAGGCUUGUCCUGCCAGAAAGCACUUGCUCAACACACAGCCCUGGGCCUGCCUGGAUGACACAGCAUGUGGGCAGUGGUCCAGAAGGCACAGGGCACUUUUCAAGUUGGGCCUCUCAUCCAUCAGGGUUCUGUAGGACGUUCCCUGGCCAUGGGUGUUUGGGGCAGGCAUCACAGGCAGGCAGAAAACUUCACAAUGAAUGAGAUGCUUCCAAACCCAGUGGUGACACUUGGAUCAAAGAGGCAAUUUCCUUGGGCUAUAGCAGGACCCUGGAGCAGGAAUGCACCACCUGGCAACCUGUGAGUGUCCUGCGGGCAGCUGAAACUGUUCACCUGGAAUUUAGCUCUGAGUCUAUUUGGAAGCCAAGGAUUCAGCCAGGAAGGCCAGGGCCCCCAUGGGAGCAGCAGGAGGCCAACGGCUAAUGUCCCGCCUGCCAUGGUGCUGGGGGCUGCAGGCUGGAGCCACAUGGCUUGGUUCCCCUCCCCCCUCCAGCCCCUAUCUGACCAGCAGCCAGCCUGACAGUGGAGCCAGUCUCGGAGGGGAAGUUGAGUAAGAUGCCCUCCCCCUGCUGUGGCAGACCUCUUGUCAGCCCAGUGUCCAGGGCAGCCUUCAGAUGUUGGAUCCUUGCCUGGGCAUAGUGAGGCACAUUUUCCCUCCUAGACCCCACACUGCCUGACACAGGCGAGCAGUGUGCUGAGUGUUCAGAUGUCAGUCUGAGGCUGCAAAUGAGGAGGGUGAAACCCCAAACAUGGGGUGCAGCUGAGCCACAGUCUGUGUCAAAGUCCUACCUUGGGAGAGAGGGUCUUACAGGGGGCUCAGGUCUUGGAUGGGGGACACUCAGAAGCAAAUGUAAAACCUCAGCGAGAACCUGAAGACCUCGACAACACACCCGUGCUCGGCAUCUUGGGCAGCUCGGAAGCCGCUGUCCCUCCUGGAGGGCAGGCCCAAAGGUGCCCCUCGUGGCCAUGGAGGAGCAUGCGCUGGCGGGAGCUGGCGUCAGGGGCCACCUGGUCCUACCACACAGGACCGUCUCUCGCUGUCCCCACCUAGGGCUCUGGCCACUCUGACCCUGGAGGAGGUGGGUCCUGGAGUUCAGCUUCAUGCGGACGUUGAGGGCUGAGGAGCAUUGGGGAGCACCGUGGUAAAAAGGAAGUGCAGAAAGAAAAAGUCACGUGGCUAACAUCGCCCCUCGAGGCGACAGGGCCCUUCCCUCAGAAGAAACACCAAACACAGACCUCAGACACAGAACCCUGCUGCCCCCUCAAGGUAGGGCUGAACCCCAGGACCAGGAGACAGACACAGACCUCAGGCUUUCCAGAAGGAAGACAAAGGUGAACUGACAAUGGUUCUUCUGGACCAGCAGAACCUUUAAGAUCCAAAAAUGCAAUCUAAACUGCUUUCUUGAGCGAACCCCCAUCCCUGCCCAGAUGGGGUGAGUUUGUGAGGGUCACUUCAGUUUUGCCUGGAGCCAGGUCCUCCUGGAUCCUUGGGCCUGGCCAGAAAGUUCCCACCUGGCUCCAGGGCCCAUCUCGAGUUUCCAGACACCGGCUGUUUUCACCCAGCUGGCAAAGGAAGCCUCCUGCAUGGUGAGAACUGCUCCGCGUGUGUAAUUUAAAUGUAAAUUCUCCAGCUGGUGGUUGCAGACAUUGUUUGCUGUUAUUAUUACUUCCUCUUGCUGGUGUGUUUGGAGGUGAAUGAGCACUUUCAAAGCCACACUGACCUCCCUGGAGACUCUGACCCUCUACCUUCUGCUGACACUGCCGCCACGGAGUCCGGGACUGAGGCUGAGCAGAAAGGGCUGCCUCGCCUCUCCACAGCCUCCCCGCGCUGCCUCUUUUGUGUUCAUGCAUCGGCAAGGACUCAGCGGGCAGUGCUGUGGGCCAGCGGGGCACGGGCACAGCCUCAGAGAAACAGAUCAGAGAUGCUGCUUUCCAGGGAAGUGGCCAAGCCCUUGACGUCACACCCUGAGGUCCCCCGUGUUCACAGGUAAAACUGCAAGGUGAGCACAGGUAGUUAAGGGGACACAGGUUCUCCAAGGACCCAGGCUUCCUCUCCAGAGGACUCCGUGUCUCUUGUAGGGGGAGAGGAGGUGAGUCUGACGAGGAUAGGGCG